Hylaeus anthracinus is the source of this 1756-nucleotide messenger RNA. Its product is annotated as chitinase-3-like protein 1. The record is from RefSeq and is a predicted model, not a curated record. Gene Ontology annotation, biological process: carbohydrate metabolic process; chitin catabolic process. The transcript has 5 exons. Gene Ontology annotation, molecular function: chitinase activity; chitin binding. Gene Ontology annotation, cellular component: extracellular region. Bases 338 to 1756 code for a protein of 472 amino acids. NCBI's taxonomy places the organism in Eukaryota, Metazoa, Arthropoda, Insecta, Hymenoptera, Colletidae.
ACCAAUCAUGUUUACGAAAAUGAUUCGAGAAGCCACCUUCUCGUACAAUAGGCGUAAUCUGUGACGUAAAUCAAAACACAAGUGUUCAUUGAAGAUUAGGAGGCAACAGAGUUGGUAGAAUUUCUUUGAAUUACCAUGAAUUUUAAGUAUUCUCACGAUAAGUAUAAGUAAAAACAUAUGUAAUGUUAUCGUAUUUACUCGUAGAAGCCUGUUACUUAAUUUGUUAUCCAUUUUUAAUACGAACACAUGGCAACGAGAAGGAUAUAAAUGAGUUCGAACAAAUUAAAUUACUACAUUGUAAAAAACAGUUCGAGGUGAUCGAAGCUCGAGCUCUAAGAUGUUCCAAGCAGCAUUUUUGGCUGUUAUCGUGGCGAUCGCCGCAACCGGUGUCCAGGCUGACAAGAGGAUCGUUUGCUACUUUGGUAGCUGGGCAGUCUACAGUCCUGGACUAGGAAAUUUCCAGAUUUCUGACAUCAACCCCCAUCUGUGUACUCAUAUGAUCUACUCUUUUACUGGUACCAAUACCAACGGUGACGUUCUUGUAAGCGAUCCAUGGGCUGAUCUACCAGACGAUGGUGGCAUGAACGGCUAUGGAAAGUUUACCGAGCUCCGUCGGUCGAGUCCAGGCACCAAGGCGAUGAUCUCCUCCGGUGGUUGGGACGAGGGAUCCUACAAAUAUUCACAGAUCGUCAGUAAUCCUAGCACGCGGGCUCGAUUUGUCCAAAACGUGGUUAACUUUCUGAAAAGGUUCAACUUCGAUGGGUUCGAUCUCGACUGGGAAUAUCCCAACCAACGCGGAGGGCAGCCUUCGGACAAGGAGAACUAUGUGGCCUUGCUCAGAGAACUCAGAGAAGAAUUCGACAAAUACGGUUAUAUCCUCAGCGUGGCAGUGGCUGCCGGCGAAGAUUCCGCUUCCCAAUCCUACCUUGUCUGGCAAGUCUCGCAAUACGUUCACUUCAUCAAUCUCAUGACGUAUGAUUUCAAUGGAUCCUGGAGCAACUACGCGGGCCUAAACGCUCCAAUGUACGCCAGCUCUGGAAGCCAAGAUCCGUUGAACAACGUAAAUGCAGCGGUUCUUUAUUGGCUGCAGCAUGGCGCGCCAGGUGAUAAAAUCAACCUUGGCAUUCCCGCGUAUGGUAGAUCCUUCACUCUGGCAGAUCCUAAUAACAACGGAGUAGGGGCCCCGACCACUGGCCCCGGAGCUGCUGGACCUUACACGGAAGGUGCAGGUUUGCUAGGUUACAAUGAAAUUUGCGAGAAUCUAAACCAAGGUGGCUGGACCGUUAUCCGUGAUCCACAACAACGCGUGCCAUAUGCGUUCAAAAGCAACCAAUGGGUUGGAUAUGAUGAUCCUAUAUCUGUCGCAGAGAAAGCCAACUACAUUAACUCUAUGCUGCUUGGCGGUGCCAUGGUGUGGAGCAUCGAUACCGAUGAUUUCCGUGGUACCUGUGGUUCGCGAUACCCUCUUUUGACUGCCUUGAACAACGUCUUGAGAGGCGGCGCAUCAGCCUUUGAAUCGGCUUCUCCAGCACCAACAAAGUUAACUCGAAAAUUGCCACGCUCAGUUUCGUCGUCGAAAUCUAUCUGCGAAAGCGAAGGAUACGUGGCUAAUCCGCAAAACUGUAAAACGUUCUACUAUUGCCAGAAGAUUUACGGCACACUUUAUCGACAAUUCACGUUCAUCUGUCCCGAGGAGCUUGUUUUUGACAAAUCAAAAAACAUGUGCAAUUACAAGUAUAUGGUCGAAGCUUGCUGA